Penicillium pulvis is the source of this 927-nucleotide messenger RNA. RefSeq lists its product as uncharacterized. Lineage: Eukaryota; Fungi; Ascomycota; Eurotiomycetes; Eurotiales; Aspergillaceae. The record is from RefSeq and is a predicted model, not a curated record. The transcript is spliced from 4 exons. Bases 1 to 927 code for a protein of 308 amino acids. Gene Ontology annotation, molecular function: aldose reductase (NADPH) activity. Gene Ontology annotation, cellular component: cytosol.
AUGGCGAGCGGUAUUCAGGAUAAAACCUUCACCUUGAACACUGGGGCAAAGAUACCCGCUAUUGGAUUCGGCACUUGGAAGGCUGGUCCAGGCGAAGCAGCUGCAGCCGUACAAUCCGCGUUCGAAGCAGGAUACAGACACUUUGACUGCGCGCCUCUCUACGGAAACGAAGCAGAGAUUGGCGAGGUGUUCAAAUCAAUCAACGUUCCCCGCGAGGAAUAUUUUGUGACUAGCAAACUUUGGUCCUCCGACCACCGACGCAUUACCUCCGCGCUUCAAAAAUCACUAGACGAUCUUUGCCUGAAAUAUGUCGAUCUCUAUCUCAUGCAUUGGCCCGUGACUUUACCCACAUCCACACCAGAAACCUAUGGAAAAGAAGAUCGGACCGCCCAUGACCCCGACUGGGACUUCACCGACACAUGGAGGGAGAUGGAGAAGUUACUGAGCACAGGCAAAGUACGAGCAAUUGGAGUCGCGAACUUCUCCACGGUCAAUCUGGAAAAAUUGCUUAAAACCUGCAAGAUUGUUCCGGCUGUUAAUCAAACAGAGAUUCAGCCACUGUUGCCACAGAAGAAGCUGAAUGGUUUCUGUGUGAAGCACAAUAUUCAUCAAACCGCCUUUGGACCACUCGGAGGAAGUGGAAGUACGUUGCAUGAUAACCCUGUGGUGAAUAGCAUUGCGGAGAAAAGGAGUUGCAGCUCGGGAAAUGUGUUGCUGAGCUGGGGGGUAAAGAAGGGGUGGAGUGUAAUUCCAAAAAGCACGAAGGCUGCUAGAAUCGCGGGGAAUCUCCAGAAAUGUUUUGAGAUGGAUGAAAUUGAGACUGCUCAAAUUGACGGGUUGGUUCAGACAUUGGGAGGGAAGCGGUUCAAUCGUCCGAAUUGGGGGGCUGUUAUCUUCCAUGACGACGAGGGUGAGAAUGUACAGUAG